AUGGACGAACCCGACUGGCCACCCAAAUAUCGAGCUCCUCAUAGCGCAGACAAUACCAUCCAGCCUGUCAGGGCUCCUACGCCGACCGAGGAGCUGAGUGAAAGGGAAAAAGAAUUAGAGAAUUGGCAGAGGAAAACGCUUUAUGGCUUCACAGCGCGGUAUGAAUAUUUUGGCCUCAAUAUUUACAAGUUGUGUAUCUUAUCGAUUCUUCUUAGGGAACUCUACGACCUCGAUGCCGUUACGAGUCGCAAAUUGCGAAAACCGAAUUUAUCCAACGAGAUUCUUUCUAUUUACAAGGAUAAACAAUGGAUUGUAGAUUUUGACAGUGGGGUACUUCCAGCGGCGACCGAUUACUACCGCCUUGAGGACCAUUGCCCUACAAACUCCGGUUUACAAGGAGAGUGGAGUAUGCAAAACCCUAUCAUCCGAGAUAUUAUGCAACCCGUACUCCGAUUGGCUACUCGUAUGGUGACCAAUUCUUGUUUGUUACCUUUUGUAAAGUUUGUGCUUCCCUUUGCAACUUCUUAAACUGACGAUGGAUUAGCUUGAUGCAAUCCUUUUGAGUCAACGAAACCUAGUCUCAAAUCAACGGCUACCUGGAGACAUAGCUGACCAAAGCAAAUAUCCUCAAGUAAAAGAUGCAAAUAUUGACCAGAUUUUACCCAGAAGACCCUACGGUUCGGAUGAGAUUAGACAAGCUUCGAAGGAGUUAGGUAAAACGCCCAUUCCCUUUCGUCUUCCCCGGUAUACAUCUUGACAGGCUGUCGUUUUAAAGUGGAGAUGUUCUUUCCAUCUUCAUUGGAUCUUGCAGUACUAAUAUAACCCUUUGACAGACAGAGUCAUGAAAGCAUUGAUCGAUGACCACAACUUUACCAUAACAUUCGCUGAGGAUAGCAUGGACGCCUUGACUGAGAAGCUAGAGGGGAUAAAAUAUGCCAUGGCAUAUACCCUUAUGUUUGAGGUCAAAAGCCCUAUUUUUAUGAUGAUUAGCAUUAAACAUGUCUUACCAUUGCUACGGCAAGAUUUAAACGACUGCGAACGACGGCAGUUAGAACUUAGUUUAGCAACUACCAUCGUACAUGAAACAACCGUAAGUCUAGAUACUUCUGUUCUUGACUCCCAACUGAGCAUCUCACUAGCAUGCGAUCGAACUUGUCAAAUGUAGGGAACUCUAUAACAAAAGACAGAGCCUUGAACCAUAUUUUGACCAGCAACGUAAUUAGCCUAAUUUUUCCCCCUUAACUCACUCCCCGGUGGAACCUUUCUGCGCGUCUACGGGGUCUUUUCUCUUCGGAAUUUGAGAAUUUAUACUGAUGGAUGGGGAGGGGAACAGAAAUAUCAGAGCUGGGCCUUGCCAUGGAACUUUCGGUAAGCAUUUAACACCAUGCAAUUAACACCAUGCAUGAUACUCUUUACUUAGAAUUUCUCUAGUUCUUUGGCGGAACUCCUUUGCCGAUGCGUUCGUACUUGUUUCAGCAGCUAGGGACGCUACCAUUUGGUUAUUGGCUCUAUACUAAAUGGCCAGACAUAGUUCAUGGAAACUCUGUUGUAUGCCCCGUUCUUACAGCACCCAAGUUGUUUGAAGAACAAAUCAUGUACCCUUUACCAGCGUCCAUGUAUGAAGGUAUGUAGCUCUAACAGCUUUGACUCACCAUACAAGCUAAAUUUAAUCCAUUCAGGGGUGCAAUUAGAAGAAUUCUGGGUGGGUGUUCCUACCUCAUACGUGAAAAGACUUGGGUUAAUAGGUUAAGGCUUCAAGAGUGAACGCUUUCGGAGGGAAAGCCCUAUACCUUGGAACUAGGACACGAGGCGUCAGGGUUCCAAUAGAUCUCAAGCAAAAGGCAUAUGAAUAUAAAGUUGAAAUGAGACUGCAAAAUCAUCCACAUACUGAAAUAUAUUAUAGCGAGCUUCUCAGCAAGCUUGGUACUGAAGAUCCUCUGAAGCUUAGUCCUGAAGAUAGAGACGCUUUGAGAUUUGCUAAGGAAUUGAUGCAGGAGACAAUUACCGAGGAUGAAUUUUGUACGCAAAAGGCCCUUUCUUCCUACCAUUCCUAUUGAGAAGCAGAAGAUAUGCUAACAUUAUGGCAGGGGCUAACAGGCGUCUUAUGGAGGGUUCCUUUAAGACGGUAUUGGCGUCAUUGGGAACCAGGAAGCUAAGCAGUUUGCUGAACUCAAAAAAUGACAUUAAGAUUGGUGAUUUCAUGGUGGCACUAGAUCAGUCACGGCAAUCUCAUGAGCGGGCUAUUCACAAACUACUUGAAACUGAGCGUACGGAAGGAGUUAUCCACAUUGAGCGACGACGGAACUUCAAGAAUUGGAACGACGGCAUGCAAAGCUUUACAAAAAGGUGUCGUGAUAAUAUAGUCAGCAGCAUCUGGAACCAGAAUCCAUCCAAACUUGCCACGGCUAUUGAGGCGAUUUACGAGGGACUGGUAUGUUCUUCCCACACUUAUGAGAAUUUGUGUUUUGGAUUAAAGCCCCUCUUUUUGAAAAGACCCUCCAAGCUGACGGAUCCGGAACUGUAGGAGUAUUGCCGAAUGUUGUUGUGGGACGAGAACCUUCAGCGUGA
Messenger RNA from Hymenoscyphus albidus, 2568 nucleotides. The record is from the annotation of a GenBank genome assembly. Lineage: Eukaryota; Fungi; Ascomycota; Leotiomycetes; Helotiales; Helotiaceae.